Messenger RNA from Leucoraja erinaceus (little skate), 1862 nucleotides. RefSeq names its product chondroitin proteoglycan 2-like. NCBI's taxonomy places the organism in Eukaryota, Metazoa, Chordata, Chondrichthyes, Rajiformes, Rajidae. The transcript is spliced from 7 exons. The record is from RefSeq and is a predicted model, not a curated record. Gene Ontology annotation, molecular function: chitin binding. Gene Ontology annotation, cellular component: extracellular region. Bases 31 to 1233 code for a protein of 400 amino acids.
ACUACAGCAGUACCAGAGAUACCCACAACAAUGGAAACCACAGCAGUACCAGAGAUACCCACAACAAGGGAAACUACACCAGUACCAGAGAUACCCACAGUGAGGGAAGCAACAACACAGGAGAGGGUGACAACAAGAAAAACUACACCAGUACAAGCAAUAACCACAUUGAGGGAAACUACAGCAGUACCAGAGAUACCCACAACAAUGGAAACUACAGCAGUACCAGAGAUACCCACAGCAGUACCAGAGAUACCCACAACAAGGAAAACUACAGCAGUACCAGAGAUAGCCACAGUGAGGGAGACUACAACAGUGCAGGCGAUACCCACCACAAGGGAAACAACGCAGGAACUAGCCACCACAAGGCAAUCUACAACACAAGAGAAACCUACACCUAGGGAAACCACAACAACACAAGGGAUGGUGACGGCAGUGGAAACUCCUGCAAUGACACAUGAGAUGGUAACUACAAGGAAAGCUACCACACCAGAGCUACCCACACCAAAGCAAACACCUGGAACCACACGGGAGAUACCCACAAUGAAGAAAGCCACCACAACAAUACUAGGGAGGCCCACAACCACGCAGGAAAUCCCGGCGGCAACGCCAACAAAAGCGGAUUUACCGAAGACUGUACAGGUCUCAACAACUGCAGGGCCCAUCGAUUGGGAUCCCAACUUCUGCAGUGACAAAGAGUCUGGCCUUUAUCCCGAUCCACUGGACAGGUCGAGCUUUUUCCAGUGUUUUAUGGGGCAAACAUUCCAUUUGCCGUGUCCUGCGAUAUUGGUUUUCAAUCCGAAAACAGGAACAUGUGAUUGGCCAGAGGAUGCAGUAGAAGAUACAGACACAUUCAAUGCAACAUUCUGCAGGGAUAGGGUGGAUGGUAACUAUGCCGACCCAUUGAACCCCAAUAUGUUCUACCAGUGCGUGGCAGGAACCGCCUUCCAUUUGGCAUGUCAGGGCAAUCUGGUCUUCGAUCCAUUGGUCAACGCUUGCCUCUUUGCCUACAGCACCCCAACCCCAGCCGUGCCGUGGAUACCGACAAGUACACAAGGGAUGACCACCACCAUCAGAAAACCCAACAUUUGCUGCGGCAUAGACGAUGGAAUCUACGCCGACUCAAAGGACACGAGCGCCUUCUACCAGUGUGUGGAGGAAGUGACCUUCUACAUGUCGUGCCAUCCGAAAAUGGUUUUCAAUCCACACCUCAAUGUGUGCGACUAUCCAUGAAGCGGUUCCAAGGGGAACAUAUCAGUCGCCCAGGACAGGCUCCUGCACCAUGACCAAUCUUCUGCAACUAGCGAUCUGUUUGCAACACCCAAACGCCAUCUUCUUCUGCAGCUUGUUAGGGACGUAACUGCAUUCACAGACUAUUCCGCCUUGUGCAUCUUUCUUCAGCGGUGAAGGGAUUCUCUGGAAGCGCUCCUAGGCGCCUUCGGCAACAGAUUUUCUGCAACUCCACAAAAUUGUGCAGUUCAUUCCAACUUUGGGUAUCUUGAUGUUUUAGGUCUGGAAGGUGGAUCUAAAUCUCAACAAAUCCUUAGAGAGUUGGCAAUGGGAAAGAUAUUUCAAUUUCAAUUUCAAAGAUAUUUCUGGCAAAUUCAUUUCACUUGCACUUUAUGUGCAAGUGACGAUUAAAACUGAUAUUGAUUGAUAUUGAUUUUUCUAACCAUUUGAGGCUGCCACUGUAUUCAUCACUUCUGUAGAUAAAUGGGGAAUUUUUUUGCUGUACUACAAAAUACCUUGAGCUGUGCAUCAGACUGCGGAGCUGUAAUGGGCCAUAGUAAAUGCAGGGGUGUUUCUCUGAUUAGGAAUGAAUGAAUCUGUUAGUUAUAUUCAAAUAAAAUAUCAUUAUUGAA